Molecule: messenger RNA, 2554 nt
Organism: Nymphalis io (European peacock)
Lineage: Eukaryota; Metazoa; Arthropoda; Insecta; Lepidoptera; Nymphalidae
Gene: IntS9
Product: integrator complex subunit 9
Exons: 7
Coding region: 287-2197 (636 amino acids)
Biological process (GO): snRNA processing
Cellular component (GO): integrator complex
Source: RefSeq, a predicted model, not a curated record
CGGUUCGAUUUCUUAUAUCCAAAACAGUGACUUACUUUUAAGUGAUCGUAUACUCUUUAAUAUAGUGCGAACAUUAAAAGUAAUUGGUCACAUAGUUAUAAGAACCACAAUGAAAAUGCUGUAUUAUUAAUUUUAAAACCUUUCUUUUAAUACCAAAACACCUAAAAUUUGUUUGGUUAUGCCGUUAAGAAACUAAACAAAAGUAUUAUGGAAUAAAUAAGUUCACCUAAUUAAUUACACUCACACAUAUAACUUCACUGCUGAAUAAGUCUAAACAAAAUAAAAAAUGAAACUGUAUUGUUUAAGCAGUGACGCAUCCAAGCCAUGCUUUGUGUUGUCAUUCAAAGAGUUGCUGAUAAUGCUGGAUUGUGGGCUCUCUGCACACUCUGUUCUGAACUUCCUACCUCUUCCGCCAGUGCCCAGCACCAGACUGGCAUCACUACCAAACUACACACCGCCACAUGUCAAUGAUCCAUUACUUGAAGGGGAAUUAAAAGAAUGUUGUGGGAGAGUGUUCGUAGACAGUAUACCUGAGUUCUGUCCACCUUUGGACAAAGUUGUAGACUUUUCUCAGCUGGAUGUCAUCCUCAUCUCCAACUACACUUGUAUGAUGGCAUUGCCUUUUAUCACUGAAGAGACCGGAUUCAAGGGUCAAGUUUAUGCUACCGAACCCACUCUGCAGAUAGGAAGGUUUUAUCUAGAGGAGCUAUCAGAGUGGGUAUCAUCGUGUGGCAGCAGCAGUGGUGCAGCCAAGCGCUGGAAGGAGCUAGUGCACUUGCUGCCUCCGCCGCUAGCAUUAGCGGCACGCCCGCGUGCCUGGCGGCGCCUCUUCAGCCCCGCGGCGCUGGCGCGCGCGCUGUCCCGCGUGCGCGUCGUGGGCUACGACGAACGCGUCGAUAUUUAUGGUGCACUUGACGCCACCGCCGUGAGCUCCGGCUUCUGUCUCGGCUCCGCCAACUGGGUGCUGCGGUCUGCGCACGAGAAGGUGGCGUACGUUAGCGGCUCGAGCACCCUGACGACGCACCCUCGGCCCAUCAACCAGGCGGCGUUGCGCGGCGCAGACUUGCUGAUACUGGCGGCGCUAACUCAGACGCCUGCGCACAACCCCGACCACAUGCUGGGCGACCUGUGCGUGCACGCCACUGUGACGCUGCGCGCCGGCGGCUCCGUGCUGUGCCCCGUGUACCCGAGCGGCGUGCUGUACGACUUGCUCGAGUGUCUGUCGGCGCACCUGGAAGGUGCGGGGCUGGCACACGUGCCGCUGUACGUGGUGUCGCCGGUGGCGGACUCGUCGCUGGCCUACAGCAAUAUCUUGGCCGAGUGGGUAUCAGUGGGCAAGCAGGCGCGUGUGUAUUUGCCCGAGGAGCCCUUCCCGCACGCAGCGCUCGUCCGCGCCGGUAGACUCAAACACGCGCGCUCGUUACACGACGACGCUUUUAGCGCGGACUUCCGGCAGCCGUGUGUGGUCUUCUGCGGACAUCCAAGCCUCCGCUUCGGUGCGGCGGUACAUCUCGUCGAGCUAUGGGCCAAUAAUCCAGCACACGCCAUCAUCUUCACGGAGCCGGACUUCCCUUACGCGGAGGCCCUGGCGCCGUUCCAGCCGCUGAGCAUGAAGGCGUUCCACUGCCCCAUCGACACGUCGCUCAACUACUCGCAGGCCAACAAGCUGGUGCGCGAGCUGCGGCCGCGCGAGCUGGCGCUGCCCGAGCAGUACGCGGGCGGCGGCGCGCGGCCGCACGUGAGCGCCGACGCGCCCACCGUGGUGGUGCGGCGCGGCGCCGCGCGCUCGCUGUCCGUGCGGCGCCGCGCCGCGCGCGCCACGCUGUGCGGCACGCUGGCGGCGCGCGCCACGCCACGCGAGCUGCGCGCCGGCCUGCGCGCCGCCCCCCUGAGCGCGGCGCUGCGCGUGCGCGACGCGCGCCUGGAGCUGGUGGCGCCGCCGGGACCCGCGCCCGCGCCCGCGCCGCGCCUGCACUGGAACGCGCUGGACGUGGAGGCGCUGGUGCGCGCGCUGACGCGGGAGGGCGUGACGGAGGCGCGCGUGGAGGCGAGCGCGGACGGCUGCAUCGUGCACCUGCCGCGCCAGGACACGCUGGUGCACGUGGAGCGCCACGCCACGCACGUGUUCUGCGAGGGCCGCGGCGACGUGCGCCAGGCGCUGCGGCGCGCCAUCGCCUCGUGCCUGCCGCACAUCUAGGCGACGGCUCGCCUCAUCGUCCGAUCUCUCGAAGAUUCUAUAUAUAUGUUAUGUACGUGAUCUAGUUAUACGAAAGAUGGAAGUAAAGAUGUCGGUGUGAAUAAAACGAUCGUUUUAAUUUAUGACAUUUAUAUAUUAAUACAUAUGUAACACUUACUUGUAUCGAUAAAAGUGAGUAAAUAUAAAGAUGGACUGAGGAGAUCGCUACCGAAGAGGACAUCUCUUACACAUACAUUUGAGUACUUUAUGCGAGAAUGUUUCAUACGACGUGCAAACUGACGAACUACGUCAAAUAGCACAACCAGUUAACAUCAAUGGAAUUACUUUCAGCAACUUACUACUAUAUACUAUUCUUAA